This is a messenger RNA of Annulohypoxylon truncatum, 3199 nucleotides long. RefSeq lists its product as uncharacterized. Gene Ontology annotation, cellular component: P-body; cytoplasm. Gene Ontology annotation, biological process: nuclear-transcribed mRNA catabolic process, nonsense-mediated decay; deadenylation-dependent decapping of nuclear-transcribed mRNA. Lineage: Eukaryota; Fungi; Ascomycota; Sordariomycetes; Xylariales; Hypoxylaceae. The transcript is spliced from 2 exons. The coding region runs from base 499 to 2943 and encodes 814 amino acids. The record is from RefSeq and is a predicted model, not a curated record. Gene Ontology annotation, molecular function: 5'-(N(7)-methylguanosine 5'-triphospho)-[mRNA] hydrolase activity; manganese ion binding; RNA binding.
CUGACAUUUACGUACAACUCUUAUUGUGGGUCGACGACAAAGUACUUCAGUACCUUCACCUUUCCCCGUCGGUGCAAAUCAGCACAGGCCACGUUCCGCACCUAAGCAGCUGCAAGCUUAUCAGCCACGCCGCCUCUCCACUCCCCACCUUACUUCUCAACUUCCCAGCUAACUAAAUCAUUUACCCAUUCACUCCAUCCUCUACCUAUUCAAUCAAUCGAUAAUUCAGACUUCUGCGCCUGAUUGAAUGUCAUCUCAACAAACUUUUUAUGUUGAAUACAUACAAACCCUCUGAAGCAGAAGCAUAAACAGCAUAGUCCAACUCAGUUCUCGUUACGGCUUUACCUUGAGUAGUGCAUCGAAAGCUGCCGACCUUGGCCACCCCUCUUCUCUCGCCUUCUCGUUGCGCGCGACUCUGUCAUUGGUCGCCGCCCCAACACACCAUCAUCAUCCUCACUCCUCAUAUACCCGUGGUCAUGCAAAUGAAUCGAAGUCGAUAUGGCCACCAGAAAGAUGACGCUUGAAGAUUGGCUCGAUGACCUGUGCGUCAGGUUCAUCAUCAACCUCCCCAAAGCCGACUUAUCUUCUGUCGCCCGUAUCUGCUUCCAGAUUGAGGAAGCCCAGUGGUUUUAUGAAGAUUUCAUUCGAUUAAUCGACCCAACCCUCCCGUCCAUGUCGCUCCGAAGUUUCACGCUCAAGAUGUUUGAGUAUUGCCCUCUACUCGCGUCUUUUUCGGCAGAAGAGCAUAUUAGAGCCUUCGAAGAAUUCAUGACAUAUAAGACGCGGGUGCCGGUAAGAGGUGCGAUCUUGCUGAACGACACCAUGGACGCCGUGGUCCUUGUCCGCGGGUUCAAGAAGGGUGCGACGUGGAGUUUCCCACGAGGAAAGAUUAACAUGGAUGAAGAUGAUUUGGAUUGUGCAGUUAGGGAAGUCUAUGAAGAAAUAGGCUACGAUAUUCGGGAAGCCGGUCUCAUUACCGAAAAUUCAGCAGCUCAAUACUUCGAGGUCACUAUGCAGGGCCAGCAAGUUAGGCUGUAUGUAUUUCGUGGAAUUCCGGAGAACACCGUUUUUGGUACGCGCACAAGGAAGGAGAUCGGAGCCAUUAAAUGGUACAAGGUCGAAGAAUUGCCGACGUACCGUAAGAAAAAAGGCGGACGGAUGAACGGAACUGGGGGACCAGGCAAUGAAAAGUUCUACAUGGUGGCGCCGUUUAUGGUUCAGCUGCGACAAUGGGUAUCAACGCAGCGGAAGCUUGAUACGCGCAAAGUUGGAGACCCAAGCGCCCACAACCACCCUCCAGCAUCUUACGAAGAGACAACGGAUGAGAACGUCAUGCAGGAGCCUGCUCAAUCGUCUGCUGCUCCGUCUACAUACCCCGAGUUGAUUGAUAACGCGACCAGAGAACUGCAACGUCUUCUUAGAGUGAGGCCGCAGACAGACCAGCAUGCUGGCCAUGCGCUCAUGUCUCUUUUGCAGCCUGGAAACGCAGCCGGCAGUGAGGUACACAGACAUGUACAAGAAAAUGAUGUUGAUGCUCGAACAGUACAACAUCAGCAUCAGCAUCAUCACCAUUUGUAUCACCAUCACCCACCUGAACCACCACAAUACUCAACCGAAGUAAGACCCCGCCCUUACGUUACUUACGUCAAUGCUACUACUGGCCCUGAGGAUAAUUAUCAAUCUGUGUUAUCCGAGAAAUUUCAACAAUCGCAGAACCAGUCAGUACAGCUGGUUCACCCGCAACCUCUUCCGCCCCAAGUUCAGAAAGCCAUGCUAUUGCGUGAUGUUAUCCCAUCAUCGUCACCGCAAAUUGCGGAGCAUUCUUCAGGUCGACCGGCAUUCCCCGGGUUCUCUCAGAGCAACCAGUAUGCUAGUCAAGAUCAGUCCGCCUACGUUCACAGAGCCCAAGCUGCUCAACCUGAGCGCCAGUUACCUGCACAUUCGGCAAAUUUACUGAAUGUCCUCAAAGGCAAUGUAUCGCAGCCGGAUGCAGGUCAGAGCCUCGCCCCAAGACUACCUAGUCAACCUGCGAGCCGAUCGCCUGAGAAUAGCUCCCAGCAUCAGUUUCCUAUGCCGGGCAAAGCGUUUGUUGGAAAGCAACGCGCUUCAGCCACCCCAUCCGAAUAUAGCUCUAUACCGGUGAACGGCGUUCAUGCGAACCCGUCAAGCUCCGAUGCGCGAUUGCUUCGUCCGACUGAUAAACAUCGUGCCGGUUUGCUUGAGAUGUUUAAAAAGGCAGAACCUGUAGCGCAGAAUCAGCUUGAUGGGGAGGAGAUGACUCGCCGAACCUCCCAACUAGGCGAAGACGCUAAAAAGCAACGAUCAUCCAAGGUUCCAUCGACAGCUAGUGUUCUUCAAACUGCCGCUCAUGAACACGGCGAGCCUCUGCAGACUCACCCUGAAGCCAACCUUCCGUUUAGGGCUUUGUCCAUCUUAUCUCGCCCUAAGCCAGGCCAAGAACAAGGCGAGAGUACGGUUUCACGACCCUCGCCUUCUUUCAAGAAGGCUUCGCCAAGAGCUAAUCACCCGGUAUCAUCGAAGGCCCAACCGUUCGGCCAGUCCUAUCCGUACGGCUCGACCCAGCCGAAUCCAUUGUCACUAUUUCCAACACCACCGUCUGCUUCGUCACUUCCAGUUCCAGGCGGCUUCCAGUUCAGACAAGAGUCGACGGAGGAGCAGAGGAGUACACUACUUUCGCUUUUUGGCAAGCCGAAAUCCAACUUCGAACAGAGCAAGGGAAAGGAGGCAUUAAUGCCUGAUCAGUCGGCCGCCAAUGCCGCCCCACGAUCUCAGCUGAGCUCGGUCGCCUCUAGCCGAGGGGAAGCAAAGCCAGUUUUGCGAGGGAACGCAUCCCGCCGCGGCAGUCAGACGCCGCUUUCUCCUGCUGAUAGGGAGUUCCUGUUGAAUUUCCUAGAAACUGCGUCUAGUAAUGCAAGACGCUAACUAGACACGCAGUUGGGAAUAGUUAUAAACAGGGAAGAUAGAAGAAAGUGGCGGAAGAUAGAAGGGGGCGGUGGAAGGUAGAGGAGGGGAGAUAGAGGGAAAAGGGGGUGGGGAAGAAAAGAAGGCGUACAGGAUGGACGCUGUACACUGUACUAAAAGGCAAAGCAGUGAAAGGGGUUUGCAUUAGUUCCCAGUAUACCCUUGGUGCAUAGUGGUUGCAUCGUAUAAUAGUGCUUUGAUUCCCAAGACCUUUCAG